AUGGCGGAUGCUGCUGAGUGCGGUGUAAAAGUGAUGUGCCGAUUCAGGCCUUUAAAUGAAUCGGAAACCAACAGAGGAGACAAAUACAUCCCGAAAUUCAAAGGCGAAGACACGGUGGUAAUAACGGGCAAGCCUUAUGUGUUUGACCGAGUCCUGCCACCCAACACAGCCCAGGAGCAGGUCUACGAUGCCUGUGCCAAGCAGAUCGUCAAAGAUGUGUUGGGUGGCUACAAUGGAACCAUCUUUGCCUAUGGCCAGACCUCGUCAGGCAAGACUCACACCAUGGAGGGCAAGCUCCAUGACUCCCAGCUGAUGGGUAUCAUCCCCCGUAUCGCCAGGGACAUCUUUGACCACAUCUACUCCAUGGACGAGAACCUGGAGUUCCACAUCAAGGUCUCCUAUUUUGAAAUCUACUUAGACAAAAUCAGAGACUUAUUGGAUGUGUCAAAGAUCAACCUAGCAGUGCAUGAGGACAAAAACAAGGUUCCCUAUGUUAAGGGCUGUACGGAACGCUUUGUGUCCAGUCCAGAAGAGGUUAUGGAUGUCAUUGAUGAAGGAAAAUCCAAUCGUCACGUGGCUGUUACAAACAUGAAUGAGCACAGUUCUCGCAGUCACAGCAUCUUCCUGAUCAACAUCAAGCAGGAGAACGUAGAGACAGAACUGAAGCUGUCAGGAAAACUCUACUUGGUGGAUCUGGCUGGCAGUGAGAAGGUCAGUAAAACUGGGGCAGAGGGAUCUGUGUUGGACGAGGCCAAGAAUAUCAAUAAGUCCCUCUCCGCCCUGGGGAACGUCAUAUCAGCUCUGGCCGAGGGAACUAAAACCCACGUGCCCUACAGAGACAGUAAGAUGACCCGUAUCCUGCAGGACUCUCUGGGGGGAAACUGUAGGACCACCAUCAUCAUUUGUGCCUCCCCCUCUGUCUACAAUGAGGCUGAGACCAAGUCCACCCUCAUGUUUGGACAGAGAGCUAAGACCAUUAAGAACACAGUGUCAGUGAACCAAGAGCUGACAGCUGAGGAGUGGAAGAAGAAGUAUGAGAAGGAGAAAGAGAAGACUAAAGGCUUGAAAUACGUGAUCCAGAAGCUUGAGACCGAGCUCAAACGCUGGAGGAAAGGUGAGGCUGUUCCAGUGGAGGAACAGCUGAGCAGUAAGGAGAAGAAGAGCAACAGUGGUGACGCAAUGGCCACGCCCAUGAUUGACACUAUCGCCCCACCGCCUGUCCCGCUAUUGGACGAGGAGAAGACCCGAUACGAGGGGCUCAUCACCGACUUGUACCAGCAGCUGGAUGACAAGGAUGAUGAGAUCAACCAACACAGUCAGCUGGCAGAGAAGUUCAAAGAGCAGAUGAUCGAUCAAGAUGAGCUGCUGGUUUCGGCCCGUAAGGACUAUGAGAAGCUGCAGGAGGACCUGUCCAGGCUGCAGAGGGAGAACGAGGUGGCCAAAGAGGAGGUGAAGGAGGUGCUGCAGGCCCUGGAGGAGCUUGCUGUUAACUACGACCACAAGAGCCAGGAAGUGGAGAACAACAACCGCUCCAACAACCAGCUCAGCGAGGAACUCAACCAGAAGAGCACCACUCUGGAGGGGGUGCAGAGGGAGCUGUCCAGUCUACAGGAGCUCAGCAGUCACCAUAAGAAGAGAGCAGCAGAGAUCCUCAGUCUACUGCUCCGAGACCUCAGUGAGAUAGGAGGCAUCAUCGGCACCAGUGACCUCAAGAUGAUGGAGGUGAAUGAGGUCAUCGAGGAGGAGUUCACCAUGGCCCGUCUUUACAUCAGUAAGAUGAAGUCGGAGGUCAAGUCUCUGGUGAACCGCAGCAAACAGCUGGAGAGCUCCCUUGUCGACACCUCCCGCAAGAUGCAGGCCAAUGAGAAGGAGCUGGCCUCCUGUCAGUUACUCAUCUCCCAGCACCAGGCUAAGAUCAAGUCUCUGACAGACUACAUGCAGAACAUGGAGCAGAAGAAGAGACAGCUGGAAGAAAGCCAGGACUCCCUGAUGGAAGAGCUACACGCACUACAUGCACAGGAGAAAAUGAAAGAGGUACAUGUGAUGGAUAAGCAGAAGGAGCACCUGACCAAACUGCAGGAUGCAGUGGAGAUGAAGAAGACCCUAGAGGAGCAGAUGGAGAACCACAGAGAGGUGCAUCAGAAGCAGCUGUCUCGCCUGCGGGAUGAGAUCGACCACAAGCAGAGGGUCCUGGACGAGCUCAAGGAUCUGAACCAGGGGUUGCAGCUGGAACAGAGGAAGCUGCAGUCAGACAAUGACAAACUGAAGGCCGAGGAGCUGGAGAAGGACGAGCAACUGCAGAAGCUUGUCUUCAUGAAUGAGAAGAGAGAGCAGGCCAAGGAGGACCUGAAGGGGCUCGAAGAAACUGUGGCCAAGGAGCUUCAGACCCUGCACAACCUGCGCAGGCUUUUCAUCCAAGAGCUCACCUCCCGCGUCAGCAUGAGUGCAGAAAUGGAUAAUGAUGAGGCUGGGGGCAGCCUGGCUCAGAGACAGAGGAUCACCUUCCUGGAGAACAACCUGGAGCAGCUCACCAAGGUCCACAAACAGUUGGUGCGCGAUAACGCCGACCUGCGCUGUGAGCUGCCCAAGCUGGAGAAGCGUCUGCGGGCUACGGCUGAGAGGGUCAAGGCCCUGGAAGCGGCCCUGAGGGAGGCCAAAGAGAGUGCCAUGAGGGACCGCAAACGCUACCUGCAGGAGGUGGACCGCAUCAAAGAGGCCAUGCUCUCCAAGAACGCCUCCAGGAGGGGGCACUCUGCACAAAUAGCUAAGCCCAUCCGUGCAGGACAUCAGCAGCACUCCACAUCCUCUCCCUCAGCGGGUCAUUCCAUCCGUGGAGGCUCUAUCCGCGGGGGUGGAGGGGUGUCUAGCCCUCACCACCACCGCCACCCGGCCUCUCCAUCACCCCACCGCCAGCAACAGCAGCAGCAGCAGCAGCAGCACCGCAGCAAAUAA
This is a messenger RNA of Salvelinus namaycush (lake trout), 2952 nucleotides long. It is a transcript of the gene kif5c, whose product is annotated as kinesin family member 5C. The transcript is spliced from 25 exons. Gene Ontology annotation, molecular function: microtubule motor activity; ATP binding; microtubule binding. Gene Ontology annotation, biological process: microtubule-based movement. Bases 1 to 2952 code for a protein of 983 amino acids. The record is from RefSeq and is a predicted model, not a curated record. Lineage: Eukaryota; Metazoa; Chordata; Actinopteri; Salmoniformes; Salmonidae.